Phaeodactylum tricornutum CCAP 1055/1 is the source of this 1065-nucleotide messenger RNA. RefSeq lists its product with no specific name. Gene Ontology annotation, molecular function: 1,4-dihydroxy-2-naphthoate polyprenyltransferase activity. NCBI's taxonomy places the organism in Eukaryota, Bacillariophyta, Bacillariophyceae, Surirellales, Neidiaceae. The transcript has a single exon. Gene Ontology annotation, biological process: vitamin K biosynthetic process; menaquinone biosynthetic process. Bases 112 to 1065 code for a protein of 317 amino acids. The record is from RefSeq and is a predicted model, not a curated record. Gene Ontology annotation, cellular component: membrane.
UUUCUGGAUCGGAGACUACGCCAAACUUGAACCAGUGGGAGCGAGCAACAGCAGCAGCACAGCCCGCACCCGCGGCAACACUUACUCACAGUCAUCCACGGUUCCGUAGUCAUGGUAACGCCGGCUGUCGGGACCAAAUUAGCUCGCCCUUCGCCGUGGCGCGUCUGGGUGACAGCCGCCCGUCCGCACACCAUUACCGCCAGCGUCAGUCCCUGCCUCGUCGCCUACGCCAGUUGUCGGCCGUCGUGGGAUCUAUUCCUGGCCUGGCUCGUCUUUUGUAUUACCGUACAGAUUGGUACCAAUCUGCACAACGACUACAGUGAUUUCGUACAGGGAGCGGACGAUGUCGAUACACGGGUCGGCCACGCACGGGCCACCGCACAGGGCUGGUGGACUCCGGCGCAAACCUGCCGAGCCUCCGUGGGAGUCUUAUCCGUUACCUUUGCCAGUGGUGUGUAUCUAGCCGUGGCAACCGGACAAACCAAAAACGCAUUCUUUUGGUUCCUUGUAUUGAGUAGCAUUUUCAACGCAUUCGCCUACACGGGUGGGCCCUUCCCACUCGGAUACAUUGGUCUCGGAAGCUGGAGUCUCGCUUACAGCGGGCUCGGGGAUCUCUUUGUCCUCCUAUAUUUCGGAUACGUCGCAAUACUUAUGCUACCCUAUCUACUCUACCGACAAGGCCAAGAAGUCGCCUGGCCGGCGCAAUGGCGCUACGGCACCCAAGUCGGACUCCUCGCCGUCACUAUUCUCAUCGUUAACAAUCUCCGCGAUCGUCACACGGACCAGCGUGUCCACAAACGCACCACAGCCGUCCGUUUCGGCCGGCGCUUUUCACUUGUACAGUAUUACUUCUGCAUCCUCGUCAGCUAUCUGUUGGUCCUUGUCGAUGCCUACCAGGCCAAUGCGUUGGGACGGUUGCUGCCCCUGCUCAGUCUCCCCCUCGCCGCCCGCCAACUCGUCGCUGUAGGGUUGACCGAAGGCGCGGCUCUCAACCCCUACGUGGGGGGUAGCGCCCAGACCCAAUUGUUCUUUGCGAUACUCCUCGCCUGUGGCCUGGAGUGGUAG